Messenger RNA from Zeugodacus cucurbitae (melon fly), 3121 nucleotides. RefSeq names its product probable cytochrome P450 4ac1. The transcript has 8 exons. Gene Ontology annotation, molecular function: oxidoreductase activity, acting on paired donors, with incorporation or reduction of molecular oxygen; monooxygenase activity; heme binding. Lineage: Eukaryota; Metazoa; Arthropoda; Insecta; Diptera; Tephritidae. Bases 29 to 1576 code for a protein of 515 amino acids. The record is from RefSeq and is a predicted model, not a curated record.
AGCCUUGCAAUUCAGUGCAGUUUUUGCAAUGGCUUUAUUUACAUUUAUUUUAUUCUUUUCAAUAUGCAUCUUGGGUUUAGGGCUGUAUUUGAAAAAACUCAGUAAAGAAUACUAUUUAUUGGCAGCUUGUAAACGCAUGAAAACGGUGGAUGGCAGUAAGGUAUCGGAUAAGGUGUAUAUAGUACCGGGACGCACUAUUUUCGGCAACAAUUUCGAUAUAUUACAUUCAAAUCCCGAGGAUAUUUUCAAUUUUUGUCGCGACAUCUAUCAACGCACAAAAGAUAAAUCCUAUGUCUUGUUAUAUUACACCGGUUGUAUUUACUCCAUAACAAGUCCGGAAGCAGUGCAAGAAGUUUUCCAAAGUCAGACAUUAAUAACAAAAGGUUUAAUUUAUGAUUUUGUGCGUCCAUUUCUGGGCAACGGUUUGCUUGUGAGUAGAGGUCAACAUUGGCAUAACAGACGCAAAUUGCUCACACCAGCUUUUCACUUUAAUAUAUUGCAGAGUUUCAAUGAAGUUUUCAAAAGUGAAUCUUUAAAACUUGUGCACUUAUUGAGCGCAAAGAAGGAUCAAAAUGUGAAUUUAAAUGAAAUAAUAUCGGCAUUCACUUUAAAUAGUGUUUGUGAAACCGCGCUUGGCGUAUCCUUGGAUGACAUAUCGGGCAGCAGCGAGUAUCGCAAGACCAUACAUGAGUUAGAGUUAGUGAUGGUCGAUCGGCUGUGCAAUCCGUUCAUGUAUUUUAAUUGGAUAUUCUAUUUGUUUGGCGAUUAUAAAGGAUUUUACAAGAAUUUAAAGGUGGCACACGACUUCAGUAGUAAGAUUAUACAAAAGAAACGCGAAGAAUUUCAAAAAAGUCAAGCUGCUACCACCACUGCGCAUGAAAAUGAUGUUGAGAUUGGUAAACGCAAACGUUACGCCAUGUUGGAUACACUUUUCCAAGCCGAGUCGCAAGGUGUAAUCGAUCAUCAGGGUAUUUGUGAUGAAGUGAAUACGUUUAUGUUUGAGGGAUAUGAUACAACUGCAACGUGCCUCAUAUUUUUACUACUCAAUUUAGCCGUACACCCGGAUAUACAAGAUGCAUGUUAUCGCGAAGUCAAAAACUGCGAUUUGCCAGCACUGAGUAUAUUCGAGUUUAAUCAGUUGGAAUAUCUGGAAUGUGUUAUAAAAGAAACGCUACGUCUCUAUCCCUCUGUGCCAUUUAUUCAGCGUCAUUGCAUAGAAGACACAGAACUCAAUGGUGUGAUUUUGUCCGCCGGCAGUCAGAUUAAUAUACACAUAUACGAUAUAAUGCGAGACGAACGACAUUUUCCGAAUCCUUCAAAAUUCGAUCCUGACCGAUUUUUACCCGAAAAUAGUUUGAAUCGUCAUCCGUUUGCAUUUGUGCCCUUCAGUGCUGGUGCACGGAAUUGCAUUGGUCAAAGAUUUGCUAUGCUAGAGAUUAAAGCAUUGCUGGUGGGUAUUUUACAAAAUUUCCGGCUGCUGCCCGUCACAACGCUGGAGGAUAUACGCUUAGAAAAUGGUUUGGUGUUACGCACAAAGGAAAAUGUGAUAGUUAGAAUGGCUAAAAGAGUCAAUUGAAGACAGUAUCCAUAAUUGUUUCCACGACGGUCGGGUAUAUGUAACCGAAACUGAAGUAACCAAGAACUACCAAUUUGGCCGCAUCACUCAAAAUUUUUUCAGAACGGUUUUUUUGGCACAACAAAAACAACACUAAUACUACAACUACCCAUACUUCAAUCCACAGAGGUGGCCUGCAUGUUUAUACAAAAGUUGAAUUCUAUUAAUGGAAUUGGUUAUAUCUAACUUAAAAAGUUAUUGGGCAUGGUAUAUGCUUUUUCAAAUUAUAAAUUAAACAUAUAUAUUCUUCCUGUUUCCGUAAGAUCACCGGAAGCGGCAGCAAAAUCUACAAUUUUAUUUAGUAAAGCUGAUAAUCAAAUUUUUACCUGAAAUCAAUCACAGCCGUAGUAUUUAUUUGUUUAAAUUACUGAUUCAAGUAAAUACAAUACUAUUAACUGCUAAAUUUCAGUAAAAUCACAUAAAAUAUACACUUUUCAGAAAUUUUUAGUCCAACGCUUGACAAACGUCCAAAUACACCGAUUUUUAGCGUUCUUCUUCUACUAUUCCCGCCAACAAAGCGCGCCAUCUACCUACGAAUAGCAUAUACCAAUGCAAUAAACAUAUGACAGAGCGAGACAGCCAUACUUCACAUGGCAUUUGACAAUUUCACGAAUUUUUGUGAGCAGAAUUCCAAUUGGCAUUAUGUGAGCAGGAGAGCGUAAAACGCUCCCAACAAAACGCAACGGCAAUAUGGAAACACACAUAUACAAAUACACCUGCAUGGAAUGCCUGCAUUUUGCGAAAAAAAAAUCACUGAAGCCAUAAAAGUUCCGAUUGCCGUAAUUGACAAACCCUGCACAUUUUCGUUGCAAUUUCGUAUGCACUGGUAUAUAUAAUCAUUGCUAAAUGCACUUACCAUACUCAGACUCCAAUAGGAAUGCGGUAAAAAGCACAAAACUAAAAACAGAAGCGCGACUGCGUCCGCGAUACAACAACACUUCGGCCAUUUUUAAUUGAAAUUGAAACUAGGAGAUUUUGAUGUGUUCUCUGGUUGGAAACUGCUUGAGAAAAUCAAAACACACUUUGAAAAAUGUACGGAAUGACAGCUGCAAAGAGUAGAUGGGAAAAGUAAACACACGGUUGCAUUUUUUAUCGAAUGGAGUAGCUUUUAUCGAACAGCUUUGGUGAUAAAUUUAUUGCGAUGCACAUACAUACAAAUGCACAUAACGAGUUGUGUAUGAUAAGAGCAAUUAAACAAAAAUUGUUUCAAACAUUAAUUCAAAACUAUAAAGAAAUGCUAAUAUUUUCUAAAAUACUAUCUAAACAAUUAAACAGUUCAUUUUAAAAAAGAACAGCGCUUUUAUUUUAUCUCAUCCAUUAUACAUUACAACGUAUAACUUCAAUUUUUUUUUUACACACAGCUUCUUUUAAAAUAUAACCAACCCGUCCAAUGUUAAUCCGCUACAAUGUUUACUUCUUGGAUUUGCCAGUGGAUUUCUGGAUGGGUUUCUUGGCAGCCGACUUGCCUCCCGCUGAUUUGCUGGCUUGUGCCUUGGCGGGUUUCUU